This is a messenger RNA of Lingula anatina, 1250 nucleotides long. Its product is annotated as neuronal acetylcholine receptor subunit alpha-7. The record is from RefSeq and is a predicted model, not a curated record. Gene Ontology annotation, biological process: monoatomic ion transmembrane transport. Lineage: Eukaryota; Metazoa; Brachiopoda; Lingulata; Lingulida; Lingulidae. Gene Ontology annotation, molecular function: transmembrane signaling receptor activity; extracellular ligand-gated monoatomic ion channel activity. Gene Ontology annotation, cellular component: membrane.
CUCGCAAGAUGGCGACCUGGGGAACCACUAUGCUGCUAAAUCUGCUCUUUAUCCAUUGCAUGACAGUAUGGGCGCUCGUCCUUGCUCAAGGAGCAGAUGAGGCAAGACUCAAAGUCUCGCUGUUCCUGUCCCGAGGUUAUUCUAAGGGUGUCAUCCCAUCGGAAAACCCGGAGGCUCCACUUCAAGUUACACUGAGUUUAAAACUGAUAAAGAUCCUGGAUUUCGACGUGAAAAGACAGUACAUUUCCUUUGUAGCAUGGCAAACAAUGAUGUGGAAAGCUGACAAUCUUCAAUGGACUCCAGCCUCUUUCAAUGACGUGAGCAGGAUUGCCGUGGCGGCCUCUCAAAUAUGGGUGCCGGAUAUUCAGCUGAUGAACGCAGCUGCACCUACGGAAGAUAUCACGACCAAUGCAAAUGUUCGACUGGCCAACAAUGGCGAGGUUAUAUAUGUUCCGUCUAAGAAAUACACAGCUAGCUGCGCCACAGAUCUUAAUGACGAGGUUCACGAGUGUAAGCUGAAGUUCGCGUCCUGGGUUUAUCCCGGCGACCAGCUGGACUUGGUAGGGGACGACCUCGACCUGACCGAAUAUAGCGCUGAUAUGGAGUGGAAAUUGCUGAACGCCACGACGGUGCGUAACGCUAAUAAAACUAUCCCUGACAUAACCUACACACUCAAGCUAAGCAGGGAUCGUUCAGCAGACGCUGGACCCGUAAGCUUAGGAGCGUCUCACAUCAUCACGUGGCAGCUAUGGAUUCUAGUAGCACUAGCUCUAGCUUGGCAGCAAUAGCAACCAUUAUAUUAAGGAAUUCAUUCGAAGUGCCUGUUUCUUAUAUGUAAACCGAUCUCAAGUGGUGCCAAAAUGGAGAUGCGUCAAUAACUUGCAUCGCCGCCAUGCAAGGGCAGUUGAGAUAGCAUUAAUUUUUUAAUAUGAUAUUAAUAUUAGACAAGAGAAAUAUGUUAGAUCUGUAUUUUAUGCUGAAGUCCGAUCUCUCAUUGGCUUCAUUUUGUUACCCCCUAAACAGUCAUACUAACCCUUCACGUUUUUCUUUAUGUUGUAAGUUGAUGCUACUAGCCAUCUGUUCAGCUAUGAUUCAUCUCUUCCAAAACCAAUCAAUUUUCCAUUCACGUGCCCUACAUAUUAUGGUAUAUUUGCUUUGUGACCCCCUACCCCCUAUCAGAAUCCUGGAUCCGCAAACGAUUACUAGUAGGAGAUGAGUUUUCAAAUUUUGAGUAUAUAUAUGGUGGAAUA